Schistocerca serialis cubense is the source of this 2268-nucleotide messenger RNA. RefSeq lists its product as uncharacterized. The transcript is spliced from 6 exons. Bases 1 to 1425 code for a protein of 474 amino acids. NCBI's taxonomy places the organism in Eukaryota, Metazoa, Arthropoda, Insecta, Orthoptera, Acrididae. The record is from RefSeq and is a predicted model, not a curated record.
AUGUCCCGUGGGGGCGGUGGGCGCGCUGACCCGGCUGGCCUGCGCUCCAGGGUCGGAGGUCAGCCGCGCCGGAUUAGCUGGCCCUCCUACGCCAGGAGGCCCUCGCGCCGCGGAACAAUACUGCGGCCCUCUGCUGCCGGCGGCGACGACGAAGCGCUAGCGUUGUCCCGCCACCGCGGACCGUGGCUAAUCCCUCCGGGACGGGCUGUUAGACAGAGCGGCGGGGUCACGGGCGUGUUCACCGACGGGACGUGGGCGUCGCAUAAUAACAAGCAGGUGCGUGUCUGCCUGCCUGCCAGCCGCCCCGCGCAUCACGUAUCCGACCCGGCGCCAGUUAGGAGACUGCAUUUGCAUAAAUCCGUAAUUCUGGCGCCGCGUCUGCCGGCCGCAGUCGCGGAGGAGCGCCUCGGAUUAGUUCUGGGACUGCAGAUCCCGAAAUGCCGGCAAAAAGGGGUGACGUCACUAGCGGAAGCGGAGGCGGCGGUGGCGGCGGCGGCGGGCCACCCCCCGGGACUCCGCAUGUGCCGCGUGGGCGCGCUGCUGCUGGUGGCGGCGCUGGUGGCAUGUGAGGGCGCCGCGGGCCAGGGCCCGGACGCGGGCGAGCAGCGGGGCCCGGCCGACGCCGCCGCCUUCCUGCGCAUGCGCACUGCUGGCGGCGACGGCGACGGCAAGGAUGCGCUGCUGGAGAAGCGCGCGCCGCUGCUUGGAUUCCACGGCGUGCGCGGCAAGAAGGACGACCUGGACGAGCUGGACAAGCGCGCCCCCUCGCUUGGCUUCCACGGCGUCCGCGGCAAGAAGGACGACGCCGACGAUGACGACGGCUUCGACAAGAGGGCGCCCAUGCGCGGCUUCCAGGGUGUCCGAGGCAAGAAAGACGAGGCAGACGCGGAGGACGCAGAGCUGGGAGACGGCGCCGACUACCUGCAGCUGGCGGGCCUGCCCUACAGGGAGGACUACGACGCCGACGCCGACGGCGACGCCGACGCCGACGAGCUGCAGCUGGACGACCCUUGGCUGCGCGACGAGAAGCGCGCCCUCAAGGGCUUCUUCGGCACGCGAGGCAAGAAGGCCCCACAGGCCGGCUUCUACGGCGUGCGCGGCAAGAAAGGGCCCUCGGGAUUCUACGGCGUGCGAGGCAAGAAGGCCCCCCUCUCCGGCUUCUACGGCGUGCGCGGCAAGAAGGCGCCCUCGCUCGGAUUCCACGGAGUACGAGGCAAGAAGGACGACGGGGCUUCCCCUCCUGACCUGGACUCUCUGCUGUACUACCUGAACGAGGCCAGCGAGGCAACUCGCCAGAAGAGGGGCAACACCAAGAAGGCGCCCGUCGGCUUCUACGGCACCCGCGGCAAGAAGUCCUGGGCUCCGGACGGUGGAGCGGCAUCCUCGAGCGAUUCCAUUGCCUCAUCUCUCAUCAAUAGUCAAUAGGAAGUUCUCACAGCAAUGAUGAAUCACUUAGUGCCAUCCACAAUGUCACAAGUCCUCCAGACAUCCUCAGAAACCAACGUUAACUAGUGCAUGAAACCAUACAGUAAUAAAGAAGAUAACUUUAAUGCUUCUAUCCAGUGGCCUGUUGUAGAUUAGUGAUUUGUCAUUGAGAGAUAAGUAUUACAAGAUUAUGUAGGCUGCCGUGUCCUGUAGUGUCAUAUUUUGUACUGAGACUAAGUCUGAUAUUGGCCACGUCUCUCUUCUUUUUUUAGGUGUGGACAUUUCGUCAAAAAAUAUUUAUUUUAUUUCAUCUACGAUACAUGUUCCCUAAGAAAAUCUUGAGUUACGCUUGUAGAUUCUGUACAAAGAAUGAAAUCGCACCAUUACAAUAAAAAUUCUUAAAACUAUACAGAAGUAGAUACUUUUGGCGUCCAUAAACAUUUUAACUACUCAUUCAAUUACAGUACUUUAUAUAGUCUCUAGUUUUUAAAUUUGUAUUUGUCUAAGACUUUGCUGCGGCCUCGUUUUAUAUGUAACGUUAUAUAGAAAUUAUUGUAUUCUUAAGCGUUCUCCCUGAUCCCUGUAUAAUUUUUCAGAGCGAUUACAACGCCUCAAGCUCGAAAUAUUUUUGGCCAUAUAUUAUGCUGUUAUGAAUAAGUUCAUAAUAAAGGAAGCGUUAUCUGGAUUAUAUGUGGUGGUGAAUGGUGCGUAAAUAUAAGAUUAUUACGUUAUAUUGUUGCUUUUGUAGUUAUCAUUUUUGUUGGCAUAUCUGGAAAAUACGAAUGAAAAACUAUUUUAAAAUGUAAAAUUACACUACAUAUCAAUAAAAGGGCAAUACAAAUG